AAAUAUUCACAAUCAGAAGAAGGACCUCUAGUGGCCAAUAAUGAAACUAUACGCACGUUACUUCUCCAGUGCUUUUGGUGGGAAAAAUUUCCAUAUCCAUGAACGUACAUCGAGAGGGGAAAUAUACAUUCGUAUUGGCGACUAGUGAAAGGUUUCUGCCAUCAAAAGCGCCGAAGGAAGAAAUAUGUAUAUAGUUCGGCCAUUUGACCGCUAGAGGCGAUAAUUCAUGGAGCAUACUUUUGGCUGAAUUUCUUCCAGAAGCAUCGGCGAUCUUCCACUCAUCUCUGCUUGUGGCACGUGUUGAAUGAAUUUUUGAAUGUAUAAUUUGUAUUUAUAUGUGAUUAUUAAUAGUUUAAUGGCAAAAAUGUUUUGUCUACGUAAAGAAUGUGAUAUGUAAGAUAUUAUCAACAUUUGGAAAAUGUACAUCAUCAAAUUUAAUUACCAUAAUUUUAAAUUAUCAAGUUAGAAUAAUAAUUAUCAUAAAAGAAUAAUGUAGUAAUAUAUUUAUAAUAUGCUAAUAUACAAUAACUUAUUUUUGGAUAUACUGUAAAAGAAAUAAUUCAUAAUGGGGCAUGAUACAAAUUCAGAAUCUGAGAGUAUUUUGUCUGAAUCUAAUGAUUUGAUGAAAGACAUUAACGUUAUUGCUAAAACCAAAAGAAAUGAAAAACCUCACAAAUGCACUUUUGAUGGUUGCAAUUUAUCUUUUUGUAGACCAUCUCGAUUAAAAAGGCAUAUGAAAUUUCACACAGGAGAGAGGGACUACAAAUGUACCUAUCCAGAAUGUGAUAAAGCUUAUACUAACAAUUGUCAUUUGAAACGACAUAUGGAGAGCCACAAUGCAAUAAAAAAGUUAUAUAAAUGUCCAGAAUGCUCAUUACAUAUUACUAAUCAACAUAACUUAAAACGUCAUUAUAAUACAAUGCAUAUAAAUCGUGACAAAUUAACUUGCAAAGAAUGUAAUGAAACUUUUGUAAAAAAAUACCAGUUUAAGAUACACAUGGCAAAACAUAAUUCAGUUUUAUAUAAAUGUGAUGAAUGUAAUAAAAAUUUUACAAAUAUUACAAAAUUUAAAGAGCAUAAAGCAUAUCAUGAACAAGGAGGUAAACAAUAUCCAUGCAGUAUACCAGGAUGUAAUGAAGUUUUUAAAAAAUGGCUGUUUCUUUGUGCUCAUAAAAAAACUCAACAUGUAAAUGAUUACAAAUGCAAAAACUGUGGUAAAAUAUUUUUGAGCAAACGACAUUUAAAAAUUCAUUCUCAAGUUCACAUGGAAAAUAGAUCUGUUGUACCUUGUCCUUUUGAAAAAUGCCCUCGUGUUUAUUACUUUAAAAGUAAUUUAACUCAUCAUAUACGGACCUAUCACCUUGGAGAAAAAUAUGAGUGUGAUAUAUGUAAAAUAAAGAUUGGAACAAAACAAAGAUUAGCAAUACAUAUUCAGAAACUACACAUGUCAGAAAAAAGGAUAAAAGAGAUCAAAAAAAGGUUACAGCGCAAAAAAAGGAAAGAUGCUGGGGUAGUUAAAAGGAGUGCACUGUCCAAAUUAGUUGGAAUUAAUUUACCAAUAAAAGUAGAAAAAAUGGUAUUAAAAGGAGAAGAAACUAUACCAUACUUAGAACAACUUGUAACAGAAUCAAAUUGUAAUGCAGAUUGUAAUUACCUUACUUCUAUAACAUAAAAUGUUAUCAUAAAUAUGUAAUCAUUACUAUAUAUAUAUAUAUAUAUGUAUAUAUAAAGUAAUUGUGUCCAUUUUUUUACUUUUCAAAUUUGUAGAAAUUUGUUAGUACUUAUUAUCAUCAUUUAUAAUUUUCUUCUCUUAUUAGUUUUAAUUUACGGGAAUUGAUGUUUUUUAACACUAUAUUUUAAUAUAAAUACUCUAGUCAACACAAAAAUACAGUGCAAAUACAUGUACUAAAACUUAGCAGCAACAAAAUUAAGGUGAAUUUGAAUUAUGAUUAUAGAAAAAGUUAUAGAUGGCAAAAAAGUCUUAGUUUUAUUUAUUUGUAUCUAAUAGUUCUGUAUUCUAAUGAAGGUAAAUUUCUUAUUGAAGAUAUUUGAAACAUUUAAGGCUAUUUAUUUAAUUGUACUUACCUCUUAACCAACAACGUCGAGUUUUGACUCAUGGUACAUUUUUCUGGCCAAACAUAAGAAACACGAGUUAGACUCGUGGCACGUUCUUCGGGCCAAAACAGAAGAAACACGAGUUAGAUUCGUGGCACGUUCUUCGGGCCAAAACAGAAGAAACACGAGCGAGAAACAUGGUACAUUCUUCGGGCUACAUGCAAUAAACAUUUUCUUUCUUGGCCGUAGUAGGGCGCGCAGAUAUAUUUUCUCGCAAAAUAUUAGAAAUAUACCCUUAAAAAUCUUGUUCAAUGAUAAGUUGGUAGUAAUUAUUUAUCAAACAUGUUGCAACAUACAAUUAGUUGUACCUACACAUAAAAAGAACGGUGCGAUUAGCACAACUUCAAACACGCAGUCAGACCGUGAAAUGGCACGACGUCUGAUCGACCUUGCCGAUGGUUACGGCACGCGUUGUAGGAACUUAAAUCAUAAGGCAAGGGGUUACUACAAAUUUAUUAUUAAUGUUAAAUUUGUUAAUUUUUAUGUAUUAUGUCUGUAAUUUACAGCAUCUUUAAUUUUUAUUCCACAAUUAAUAAAGAUGUUUGUUCAUAUUGCUGUAUAAUAAAAAGUUGUAUUUAAAAAUUUA
Bombus pyrosoma is the source of this 2701-nucleotide messenger RNA. Its product is annotated as zinc finger protein 431-like. The record is from RefSeq and is a predicted model, not a curated record. The transcript is spliced from 6 exons. Gene Ontology annotation, molecular function: DNA-binding transcription factor activity, RNA polymerase II-specific; RNA polymerase II cis-regulatory region sequence-specific DNA binding. Bases 566 to 1672 code for a protein of 368 amino acids. Gene Ontology annotation, biological process: regulation of transcription by RNA polymerase II. NCBI's taxonomy places the organism in Eukaryota, Metazoa, Arthropoda, Insecta, Hymenoptera, Apidae.